UUCAUAUGCAUUAUGUCGGGCUGCUCGCUAUGCUGCAUCGCUUUCACGAUGCAAAAUGGUUUUCAAGACAUUCGACAAUUUGCAAUUUGCGAUUUAGAACUGCAACAAAAGCUAAAAAUAUUGAAUUUCAUGAAAAGAUUUGGAAAAGUUUCUUUGUGUCUGUCCAUUGCAGGUUUCUUUUGCCUCAACAAGAGGAUACCUUUCAAGAUGGCAACGACUUUACAUUCUGUGUUUUCGGGAUUAUUGAAGUUGAAGAAUGCAUCAAAUGUCCACAGAAGCUGUCAGCAGAUAUUCACAAACUUCUCUGAUUUGAAUGAAAACAAUUAAAGCUUAUUUUCUUUUAUCGUGACCGAACAGUGACCGAGUUGAUAAAACUCGUAGUCGGUCGCGGUUUCGUGCCUUGCGAAGAGUUGAGCAGGGGUAGA
Molecule: messenger RNA, 425 nt
Organism: Centruroides sculpturatus (bark scorpion)
Lineage: Eukaryota; Metazoa; Arthropoda; Arachnida; Scorpiones; Buthidae
Exons: 4
Coding region: 13-327 (104 amino acids)
Source: RefSeq, a predicted model, not a curated record